AUGGUCGGCCGCCUGCCCGACGAGGCCGCCGGCCUGGCGCACCUCCACCGCGUCGGCCUGCGGGGCACUGACAUGAGCUGCGUCCCGGCAGAGCUGGCAGAGGCCCACGCGGCGGAGCGGUCCAAGGGCCGCGAGCCGCCGCCGUACACGUGCUCCGAAAAGGACCUACUGCCCUGCUUCCUGGCCUUCGAGCGCUACACAAUCCCCCUUAGCGAUAACAGCAAGAUGAGCUGCCGUCCCAUCAAGAAGCUCGCGCCCGACGAGAUCGUCGCCUCCUGCCCGCCGGCCGCGCUGGUCCAGACGCCCGACCCGUCCCUAGAUCUUCUCGCCGCGCAGUGGGACCUGCCGCCCUCAUAUUAUCAAUACCAGGGCUGCGUGUGCCUGGAGGGGUACAACGCGGCCUGGAGCCGCAACGGCACGGUCCUGCGCUGCCGCCGCCGCAACGACCUGCCUGCGACGAGCUGGGGGCUGAUCGCGCUGGGAGCGGCGAUCGCGCUGCUCGCGCUGUCGCUGCUGCUGCUGAGCCGGCGGCUGCUGCUGUUCCAGCGGCGCUGGAUGCGCGAGGCGGAGCUGAGGCGGAAGCGGCGGCUUGGGGUGCCCAAGGACGGGGCCAAUGUUUCCAUUGUCAUCACCGACAUCGAGGCCUAUUCAGUCCUGAUGAAGACCAGCCCGGCCCUGGCCACCAAGGCGCUGUCGAUGCACAACGCGGUUCUGCGCAAGGCGGCCGCCGACAACGCGGGCCACGUCAUCGACCAGGAGGGCGACUCCUGGGGCCUCGCCUUUUACGACGCGCAGGACGCCGUGGCCUUCUGCCUGCAGGCGCAGCAGGCCAUGCACAAGGUUGACUGGCCGACGGGCCUGAUCAGCGACGACCUGAGGGCCACCGGCAGCCACACCACCCAGGACAGCGCCCCGAGCCAGCCGGGCGCCCGGGCAGGCCCCCGCCGCAGCCGCCUGCGCCAGCUGCUGGGGGUCGGCAGCCUCGGCCUGGCCUCGGCCGGCAGCGGCUGGCUGCCGGCGCGCCCCGCGGGCCCGCUGGCCACGCUUCCGUCGUUCAGCGGCAGCGGCAGCGAGAGCCACGACGAGCACAUGGGCGGCGAGGAUGGCUCGCUGAAGGCGCGCAGCUUGAGCAGCAGCGGGCUGUUUGGAGGCCCGCGCGGCGGGAGCGACCCCGGGGACCGCUCCGGCCGCGGCGGCGGGGGCGGGGCACAGCGAGGUGCAGGGGCGUUCCGGCGGGAUGGCGGUCAGCGGCAGGCGCGCGGCGACGCGUCGGGCGGCGCGUUCAUGAAGCUGCUGAUGCGGCAGGGCAGCGACAGCACAAGCCAGGACAGCGUGUUUUACGGCCUCAGGGUGCGGAUGGGGGUAGCUACCGGGAAGCUGCCGUUCGGCGAUGACAUCACGAGGAGCGCCGUGUUUGACCUGGCCAAGGGUGAGAGCCGCCGUGAGAGGACGUGCAACAGCAUUUUCAUCCCACAUUGA
Molecule: messenger RNA, 1479 nt
Organism: Monoraphidium neglectum
Lineage: Eukaryota; Viridiplantae; Chlorophyta; Chlorophyceae; Sphaeropleales; Selenastraceae
Exons: 3
Coding region: 1-1479 (492 amino acids)
Source: RefSeq, a predicted model, not a curated record